Molecule: messenger RNA, 2466 nt
Organism: Closterium sp. NIES-67
Lineage: Eukaryota; Viridiplantae; Streptophyta; Zygnematophyceae; Desmidiales; Closteriaceae
Source: the annotation of a GenBank genome assembly
UUUCUUGCCAUAUUUCGCCUCCUACUGUUCCUCACCGACGACUGCUACUUGCAACACCCCAGACCCCCAGUCAAGCUUAGAUGCUGGGAGAGCGAGCGGUAGCAGAGCGAGUGAUUGAAGUCUGCCGUAUUUCUCGCGCGAGCCCUGGCUCUAAUGCCUCAACCUCGUGAGAGAUGAGCCAAGGCAAAAGGAGAGUAAGGAACCGAGAAAGAAGUAGGAGAGGCGAGAGAGAAAGUGAGCAGCGGAGAGGUGUACGGGGGAGGGAGAAGGGAAGGGUGGAAGUGGAGAUAAGGAGAACAGAGGGGCAGGAGAUAAUAGUGUAACAGUCGUUCCUGUUCAGAAGAAAACGACAAGGGAUAAAAGUGCUCGCAGUCCUACUCACCCUCCUCCUUUCCCGCGCGCUUGUCUCGUUACUCUACUCUCUCCGUCAACCUUUGAACUUCGAAGUUCGCUCGUCCCUCUGCCCUCGCCUCUUAUCCUCGCCCUCCCAGGGCGAAGCUAUCCGGUCGCCCCCCUGAUCCACCCUUCCACGUGCCUGCCGCCAGCGUGGCUUGUGCGCACGGCGGGGGUAACGUCUGCGGACGUUGGAACGCAGCCGCUGCGACUCUAGACACAACUCGUGGGAGGAGCGUAUGAAGGCCACCGCUGCGUUUACGCUUGAACCCUUCGCUCGACUCUCGCCCUAUGAUCCUCCCCACCCGCAUGCCUGCUUGCUUCCACACCCAUCUCCAUUUGCAGCACCCCCAGCAGCGGCAGCAGCGGCAGCAGCGGCAGCAGCAGCAGCAGCAGCAUGGAUGCACCCAGUGCGGCAGCAGCGUCACCGUCACCAGCUGCAGCAGCAGCAGCGGGCAGCAUGACAUCAUUCCCUGCGGCGCAGGCCUUGCCCGUACCUGCCAGCGCCAUGUCUCCCGCCUACCACCUCCUCUACUCGCAACUCGUCGCCGCCUCUGCUGGCCCUCACCAGUGCACAUCCCCAUCCGCCCCAUCGGCCCCAUCAGCGCCUUCAGCCCCCACGCCCAUGUGGCCCCAUCUGUCGCCGUCCCCCGCCCUGCCCUCCGCAUACUUCCCCUUCAGCCCGCCCGCCGCCGAUGGCCUGCCGCCCUUCCCCUUCACCCCGCCGCCACACGUGCCUGCGCCCUCCACGCCCCACCCGGCAGCGUCAGGCGCCGGCGCCGCUGCCUCUGGAGGCACCGCAGCGCAGGCGGCAAGGCGGCCGCACGCAGGUGACGGCUCCAGUGACCUGGGCAGCAGCCGCGACGGCGGUGGCACGGGCGUGGGCGCGGGUGGGGAAGCUGAAGCUGUGGAGCCGGCGUUGGCGCGGCGCACGACGACCAGCCUCUCCCUGGCGGCCGGCUUCCACUCCACCUCGCCCGCUGCUGCCGCCGCUGGAGGCAGUGCGCUGCCGCCCAGCGAGUGGCGGCAGCACCACAUGGCGCAGCAGCAAGAGAUGGCGCAGGGGGAACCGUUUGCUGGUGGCCAAGGGAAUGCAAACUCGGCUUACCUCACAGAUCUGCUGCAGCAGGCGCAGGCGCAGCUGGCGGACUUGGACCAGGCGGGCGCCAACCUGCGCCUGCUGGGCCUCACCCUGCCCUCCGCCGACCCCUCCCUGCCUCUAAGCCACCCGCCCGCACCAGGCCCCCACUCCGCACAUCUCCACACCCAAUCACUAGCGCAGCAGCAGCAGCAGCAGCAGGGGGCAUCGGGGCAGGGCGUGCAGCUGCCCCUGCAGGUACUCAUGCAGCUGCACGGCCUCGUGCAGACCCCCCCCGCCACCGCCCACCCUCCCACGCACCCCUUUGCCGCCCACCAGCAGCAGCAGCAGCAGCAGCAGCAGCAACAGCAGCAUUCCCCAGCACAGGUGGCGCAGGCACUGGCUCUGGCGCUGGGGGCCGGGGGGGAGGGCGCACUCGAGGGGCAGGGCGUGGGGCGUGGGGGGCUGGAUGUGGGCGCGGGCAUGAUGGGGAGAAACAGCUUCGCCUUGGGGAGUGGCGCUGGGGAGGAGAGGAGUGACGGCAGCUACCCACACAGUUCCCUGCGUGCUCUGCUCUCCCUCUCUUCCCCUUCCAACCCACACCGCCCCUCCUCUCCCAUUCACCCUGCCCCUCUGAUCGCUCCUUUCCCUCAUUCCUCCCCCCCCCUCUCCCCCCCCUCUGCAGCCGCCGUCCGCCUUGUCCCCUCAGUCCGCCCCAUCGCCCUCCGUCCCCCUGCUCUCCCCGCGCGCGCCUCGCUUCAGCCCCAGCGGCGCACACCGCCCAGUGGGAAGGGCACUAGGUGCAGCAGGCACAGGGGAGGAGGGGGUGCGGGGCCGGCAGAGAGGGGGAGGCGGGGGUAGGGGGUCGAGUGUGAGCGGGGGCGGCAACGGCAAGCGGCAGGCACGAGCGGCGGCGGUGGCAGAUGGCGUGCUGUGCAAGGUGCGCGCCAAGCGCGGCUGCGCCACCCACCCUCGCUCCAUCGCCGAACGGGUGA